CGACGACACGCCCCCCGAAAAAUCUUGCGCGCACUGAUGACGUAGGCACAGCGUCUUCUACUGAAAAUAAAAACAGGAGCUUAUACAAGCAUCAGAAACAGCACAGUCAUGAACUGGAACAAAGGUGGCUCGGGUGUGAAGCGAGGAUUUGGGUUUGGAGGAUUUUCCCUUGCAGGGAAAAAAGAAGAAUCCCACCUUCCCCAGAAAUCUCACACAUCAUUUGGAGCCACUGGAUCAAGUGGGGGAUAUGGGAAGAGCCAGCAGCUUCCAUCAUUCUACAAAAUAGGGACAAAAAGAGCUAAUUUUGAUGAGGAAAAUGCGUAUUUUGAAGAUGAUGAAGAGGAGUCCAGCAGCAGUGUGGACCUGCCGUACAUCCCCGCGGAGAACUCGCCCACUCGGCAGCAGAUGCAGCGUGGCGGUGGCUCAGACAGUGAGGAUGACCCACUUGAUGCCUUCAUGGCAGAGGUUGAGGACCAAGCAGCGAAAGACAUGAGGAAACUAGAAGAAAAGGAAAAGGAGAAAAAGUCAACCAAGGGUAUUCGUGAUGACAUUGAAGAAGAAGAUGAACAAGAAGCCUACUUCCGCUACAUGGCAGAGAAUCCCACAGCUGGGCUGACCCAAGAGGAAGAGGAGGAGAACAUUGACUAUGACAGUGAUGGGAACCCAAUCCCCUCUACCACCAAGAAAAUCAUCAUGCCACUUCCCCCCAUUGACCACUCUGAGAUUGAUUACCCACCCUUUGAGAAAAACUUCUACAAUGAGCACGAGGAGCUCAGCAGCCUGACUGGAACUCAGGUGCUGGAGUUAAGGCAGAAAUUGAACUUGAGGGUAUCUGGUGCUGCUCCUCCAAAACCAUGUACCAGCUUUGCCCACUUCGGUUUUGAUGAGCAGCUAAUGCACCAGAUUCGCAAGUCCGAAUACACCCAGCCUACACCAAUUCAGUGCCAGGGUGUUCCCAUAGCUCUGUCCGGACGUGACAUGAUUGGUAUUGCAAAAACUGGCAGUGGCAAAACCGCAGCUUUUAUCUGGCCCAUGCUGGUUCAUAUCAUGGACCAAAAGGAGCUGGAGGCUGGAGAGGGGCCCAUCGCGGUUAUCGUGUGUCCCACCAGAGAGCUUUGUCAGCAGAUUCAUGCUGAAUGUAAGCGUUUUGGGAAAGCCUACUCGUUGCGUUCAGUGGCGGUUUAUGGAGGAGGCAGCAUGUGGGAGCAGGCCAAGGCUCUGCAGGAGGGAGCAGAGAUAGUAGUGUGCACUCCGGGUCGUCUGAUUGACCAUGUUAAGAAGAAGGCCACAUCCCUGCAGAGAGUGACAUACCUGGUGUUCGAUGAGGCAGAUCGCAUGUUUGAUAUGGGCUUCGAAUAUCAGGUUAGAUCUAUUGCCAGCCAUGUCCGCCCAGACAGGCAGACUCUUUUGUUCAGCGCUACUUUUAGAAAGAAGAUAGAGAGGCUGGCCAGAGACAUUUUGGUAGAUCCAAUUCGUGUGGUGCAGGGAGACAUCGGAGAGGCCAAUGAAGAUGUGACACAGGUGGUGGAGCUACUGCUCAACGGAACAGAUAAAUGGGGCUGGCUGACACGCCGACUGGUCGAGUUCACCUCCACUGGCUCAGUCCUCAUCUUUGUCACCAAGAAGUCCAACUGUGAGGAACUGGCUACUAACCUGACACAGGAGGGAUACAGCCUUGGUCUCCUGCAUGGAGACAUGGAUCAGAGUGAGAGGAACAAGGUCAUCACUGACUUCAAGAAGAAGAAUUUGCCCGUUCUGGUUGCCACUGAUGUCGCUGCUCGUGGUCUGGACAUCCCAUCCAUUCGCACAGUGGUGAACUACGACGUGGCCCGAGACAUCGAUACACACACACACAGGAUUGGUCGAACUGGUCGUGCUGGAGAGAAAGGUGUGGCGUACACUCUUCUCACCAGCAAAGACACAUCAUUCGCUGGUGACCUUGUGAGGAAUCUGGAGGGAGCCAACCAGGGUGUUUCCAAAGAACUAAUGGAUUUAGCCAUGCAGAAUCCAUGGUUUAGGAAAUCUCGAUUCAAGAGUGGUAAAGGAAAGAAGCUCAAUAUUGGUGGCGGUGGUCUUGGAUACAGAGAGAGACCAGGCCUGGGGGCUGAAAGUUCAGAACGCGGCAGCUUGUUGUCUUCCACUAGUAGCUAUGAGAGCUACAGCAAACCCACCACUGGUGCAAUGGGAGAUCGCAUGUCUGCAAUGAAACAAGCCUUUCAGGCUCAGUAUAAAAGUCACUUUGUGGCUGCGUCCAGCGGAUCUCCAAAGCUCAGCGGGAAGUCUAGCGGUUCGUCAGGCUGGACCAGCGCCGGCAGCCUGAAUUCUAUACCGACGGAGUCUCAAGAUGGGUCAGAACGGUCCCACAGUGCCACCUUGUCGCUGUCUGGCUUCACCAGUGCCGGCACCCUGAGCUCAGUACCCACCAGUCAAACCAGUUUGCAGCACAGCUUCCCUCCACCUGCAUCGCUGUCACCGAAAGACAGCUCACGGGACAGACAUGGGGAAGACCGGGGACGCCAUGGAGACAGUCACCACCGCCACAGCGAAAGAAGCGAUCGGCACACCGGUGAGGACCGUUAUGGAGAUCGGGAUCGCCAUGGGGACAGGGACCGUGACCGCUUCGGAGACCGGGAUCGCUACAACAGCAGCCGCCACAGCGACAGUCAUAACGGAGAUGGAAGCAGGAGGGACCGAGAUGAUCGGAGGAGCGACAGGGAAGGGGGAGACAAAGGGAGUGGCGAGAAGAGGGACAGAGGAGAUGAUCAUUUUGCUGUCCCUGAACCACCAAAACGUAGAAAGAGCAGGUGGGACAACUAAAGAAAAAACAAAACACAUGCAUCAGUAUAGUGACCAGUGAAACCAGUUGGUCCAUCACAAGCUUGUCUGGUGUGUAAGCAAGUGGCAGAGCAUAUCAGAGACUGACACAAGCACAUGACUGCAGGGGGGAUGUAUUGUGGAUGCUAAAUAAAUGGAAAGUAUACUGACACUACAGUCAGGUUGGUUGGGGCCUCUUCCUGUAGCCAGAGUUCAGUUGCAUUUGUCUGAUAGAUCAGCACGAGGAGCUCAGAGACAGCCACUGUAUAUACACCAUCAAAACUGUUAUUGUAAGUCCACAGGAUCAAACAAUAGUGCUGCAAUGAAUCCUGCUGUCAGAAAACUAUUUCAGUUAGGGUGUGGUGGAUGUUGUCUUCUUUCUUUUACCUGAGCUCCUAACAUGCUUUUGUGCUUGCAAACCUGAUUCUUUAUUUUUUCCUAAGGGAUCAUUGCCAAGUGUUUUGUGGUUUUUUUUCUUUUUUUAGUCUACAGAGUUGACUCUUAAAUCUGUUUGACUAUGAUAAUUCACAGUGACACAAAUACAUGUAAAAAUCGCAUAUAACUCUUGUACUGUCUUGUGGUUGUUUUAGUGAAGUGCCUUUCUGUGGCAUUUAGUCUGUCGAUGGUUUUGAAAUAUUUUCCAGGAAGAUGCAUUUGUUUGUUGGAGAGGGAUUUCAAGUGUUCAUUCACAAAUGGAAAUGUGAAGUUUUGAUUAAAAAGACUUAUUCGACAUCCAAAUGUAUGUUUUCUGUGAUGAUCUAUAUAUACUAUUUCUGCUAAAAAAAACAAACAAACAAACACAGGUGUUGUCUU
Molecule: messenger RNA, 3627 nt
Organism: Monopterus albus (swamp eel)
Lineage: Eukaryota; Metazoa; Chordata; Actinopteri; Synbranchiformes; Synbranchidae
Gene: ddx42
Product: DEAD (Asp-Glu-Ala-Asp) box helicase 42
Exons: 18
Coding region: 109-2817 (902 amino acids)
Molecular function (GO): ATP binding; RNA helicase activity; nucleic acid binding
Source: RefSeq, a predicted model, not a curated record